Colias croceus (clouded yellow) is the source of this 4503-nucleotide messenger RNA. Its product is annotated as histone lysine acetyltransferase CREBBP-like. The record is from RefSeq and is a predicted model, not a curated record. Gene Ontology annotation, molecular function: zinc ion binding; histone acetyltransferase activity; chromatin DNA binding. Gene Ontology annotation, biological process: positive regulation of transcription by RNA polymerase II. Gene Ontology annotation, cellular component: histone acetyltransferase complex; transcription regulator complex. Lineage: Eukaryota; Metazoa; Arthropoda; Insecta; Lepidoptera; Pieridae.
GGUCAGUGAGCUUGCGUCAGCUCCCACGUGUCGCCACGCACAUCGCCCCGAGCAAAGUACAGCCAGCCAGCAGCAAAACCCCCUACCAGAAUAUCUAGCAGCAGCAUUCGAGCGGGAUAGAAAUUAACAGAACAGCAAAAUUAGCAGAAUCAUCAUUCAGCGACCAGCAUACAGCAAGUAGCAAUCAGCAAUCCGUGAACAUAUCUAGAACAUAUACUGAAAAUGUUGUAUUUAAAUGAAUGUAGGUGAAGUAUGUGCCCAUAAAAUAUUUAAAUUGUUUAAAAAGUGUCAUAAUUACUCCUACAAACGCUUGUAAAAGCAUUUCUUGGUCAAACAACCCCCAUUUGUUCACCAAUAUGAGCAUGCACUCGUGUCAGUCACAGCCGCAGGCGGCGGCGGCGCCGGCCGCGCCGAGCACGGGCUCGAUCGCGGAGAAGCGCAAGCUUAUCCAGCAGCAGCUCGUGUUGCUGCUGCACGCGCACAAGUGCCAGCGCCGCGAGUCGCAAGCCAACGGCGAGACGUGGACGUGCACGCUACCGCCCUGCAAGACGAUGAAGGGCGUGCUCAACCAUAUGAUGUCGUGUCAGGUGGGAAAAAACUGUGCAGUACCUCACUGUUCAUCAUCAAGACAAAUCAUCAAUCACUGGAAACAUUGCAAAAAGAAUGACUGUCCGUGUCCUGUCUGUCUACCACUCAAACAGCCAGAUAGGACUAGAUCUGAUACUAUGAAUGCGGCUGCCGUGUCCCACGCUACAAUUGGCGUCGGCGUGGGCGUGGGCGUCAGCGGCGUGGGCGGCGCGGGCGCCAGCGUCGCCGCGCCGCACCAGCCCGUGCAGCAGCUGUUCCACCAGCAGCAGGACGUGCAGCAGCAGCAGCUCGGUGCUGGGGGGUUGCAGCUAAGCGGCGGGCCGGUGACGGCCAACUCCGUAUCGGGCACCAAGGAGUGGCACCAGUCUAUAACACCUGAUCGCAGAAACCACCUCGUGCAUAAACUGGUUCAAGCCAUUUCCCCUUCACCCGAUCCCACGGCAAUGCAAGACAAACUUAUGCACAAUUUAGUCGCAUACGCGAGAAAAGUAGAAGGCGACAUGUAUGAAAUGGCUAGUACGCACUCGGAAUACUAUCAUUUACUAGCCGAAAAGAUAUACAAGAUACAGAAGGGUUUGGAGGAAAAACGACAGAAGAGAAAAGAGCAGCAGUUGCAAGCGCAACAGCAACAGAACCAAUUGCAGCAGCAGCAGACUGGGGUUCUGCCCGGAGGGGGUGUGAUGGGCGGCGGCAAGGGCGUGCGCCCCGAGUAUAGCACUCUGUUAUCCGAAGUGUUUGCGGUGGAGAUAGACCCAGUAAUGCAGUCGCUGGGCUACUGCUGCGGCCGCAAGUACACGUUCAACCCGCAGGUGCUCUGCUGCUACGGGAAGCAGCUGUGCACCAUACCGCGGGAUGCGAAGUACUUCAGCUAUCAGAACAGUCUUAAAGCAUAUGGGGUUGUGUCCGAUAGAUACACCUUCUGCCAGAAAUGCUUCAACGACAUCCAGGGCGACACCGUCACGCUCGGCGACGACCCGCUGCAGCCGCAGACCGCAAUCAAAAAAGAUCAGUUCAAAGAAAUGAAAAAUGACCAUCUGGAACAAGAGCCCUUCGUAGUGUGUACAGAUUGCGGGAGGAAGCAGCAUCAGAUAUGCGUGCUGCACCACGACUCGAUUUGGCCUCAAGGCUUCUGCUGUGAUAAUUGUUUGAAGAAGAAGGGGGCCAAACGGAAAGAUAACAAGUUCAGCGCUAAGAAACUGCCGACGUCGAAACUCGGCAUAUUUAUUGAGACUAGAGUGAAUAAUUAUCUUAAGAAAAAAGAGGCUGGUGCUGGCGAAGUGCAUAUCAGGGUGGUCGCGUCGUCGGAUAAGCUUGUAGAAGUGAAGCCAGGAAUGAGAUCGCGAUUUGUAGAAUCCGGGGAAUUAGCGUCAGAAUUCCCCUAUAGAGCGAAAGCGUUAUUUGCAUUUGAAGAAGUAGACGGUAAUGAUGUAUGUUUUUUCGGAAUGCACGUGCAGGAAUACGGGAGCGAAAGUCCGUCGCCAAAUACGAGGCGUGUAUAUAUAGCAUAUCUAGAUUCUGUACAUUUCUUCCAACCGAAGCAGUACCGUACUGCCGUGUAUCACGAAAUACUAUUAGGUUAUUUGGACUACGCCAAACAAUUAGGCUACUCUAUGGCCCACAUCUGGGCCUAUCCGCCUUCAGAAGGCGACGAUUAUAUCUUUCACUGCCAUCCGCCCGACCAAAAAAUACCGAAACCGAAGCGAUUGCAGGAGUGGUAUAAGAAAAUGUUAGAUAAAGGAAUUGUAGAAAGGAUAAUAUUAGAUUAUAAAGAUAUUCUAAAGCAAGCCAUGGAGGACAAUAUCUCGUCGGCGGCGGAGUUGCCGUACUUUGAGGGGGACUUUUGGCCGAAUGUUUUAGAAGAGUCUAUCAAGGAGUUGGACCAGGAGGAGGAGGAGAAGAGGAAGCAGGCUGAAGCCGCUGAGGCAGUGGUAUUUCAGUCGUCAGAAGAGAGCGAACAAGGGCCGGACGGCAAGAAGAAGGGGCUGAAGAAAGCGAAGAAGUCGAACAAAACGAAAGCGGCGCAGCGGAAGAACAGCAAGAAGCAGAGCGACCAGCAGCAGGGCAGCGAUCUCAGCGCGAAGAUAUUUGCGACCAUGGAGAAGCAUAAGGAGGUGUUCUUUGUGAUACGGUUGCACUCUGCGCAGUCUGCCGCUAGUUUAGCUCCUAUUCAAGACCCCGACCCAUUAAUAAACUGUGAUCUGAUGGACGGUCGCGACGCCUUCCUCACUAUGGCGCGCGACCGACACUACGAAUUCUCCUCAACGAGACGAGCUUUCUUCUCAACGUUAUGCAUGUUGUACGAACUACACCAAAGCCAGGACAAGUUCGUGUACACGUGCAACAGCUGCAAGUCGCACGUGGAGACCCGCUACCACUGCACCGUGUGCGAUGACUUCGACCUGUGCGUGCCCUGCUACGACAAUGAGGGCCACCCGCACAAGAUGGAGAAGCUCGGCUUAGACCUCGACGUGGGCUCGUCGCCGGGCGAAAUGAAGCAAGCCAACCCGCAGGAGGCGCGCAAGCUGUCCAUCCAUCCAGCGACUGGAUGCAUCCAGCGGUGCAUCCAGUCGCUGGUGCACGCGUGCCAGUGCCGCGACGCGAAAUGCCGCCUGCCGUCCUGCCAGAAGAUGAAUCGCGUCGUCACGCACACCAAGAUCUGCAAGCGGAAGACGAAGGGCGACUGCCUGAUCUGCAAGCAGCUCAUCGCGCUGUGCUGCUACCACGCGAAGCAGUGCCAGAAGAGCAAGUGCUCGGUGCCGUUCUGCAGCAGCAUCAAGCAGAAGUUGAAGCAGCAGCAGGUGCAGCAGCGCGUGCAGCAGCAACAACUGCUGCGACGGCGCAUGGCAGCCAUGAACACGCGGGGCGGCGCCGCAGGGCCCAGCUCGCCGCCGCCCGCGCCGCCCGCGCCGCCGCUCGCCUCGCCGCCGCCCGCCAAGCCCGCCGCGCACGCGCUGCCGCACAACGUGCAGAAGGCGCUCGUACUCAAGUCCAACCCGCCGCUCACGGCCGCCUUCAUCAAGCAGCGCGCGCAGAAUGCCCAGAACCAACAACAAGCAAGCGGAGGUGUGAGCUCCGUGAGCUCAGUGGGCGGCGUGGGCGGGCACGUGGCGCUGGGCGGCGUGCAGCAGCCGCAGCAGUUGCAGCACAUGAUGCAGCCGCAGCAGCAGCGGCUGCAGCAGAUGCACCAGAUGAUCCCACAACAAGGACAAGUCGGCGGAGUGUCGAACGUCGGCGGCGUGGGAGGCGUCGGCGGCGUGGGCGGCGUGUCGUCCGUGGGGCUGGGCGGCAUGGCGGGCGGCGGCAACGCGUGGUUCAAGCCUGCGGGGCCCGCGGGCGGCGCGGUGGGCGGCGUGGGCGGCAUGGGCGGCGUGGGCGCGGUGGGCGGCGUGAUGGGCAUGCGCGGCGCGUACGCGGGCGCGGCGCCGCGGCUGGCGGCGCGCUACUUCCCGGGCGCGGUGCAGCGCUCGCCGCCCGCCACGCCGUCGCCGCGCCCGCCCACGCCGUCCGAGCUGCUGCUGCUGCGCCAGUCGCCCGCGCCGCCCGCCCCGCACCCGCCCGACGACCAGCUGCCGCCCAUGACGCCGCAGGACCAGCUCACCAAGUUCGUGGAGCAGUUGUAGUGUACAUAGCGCCGCGGUCGGCGGGGCUGUACCAUAUAGCCUAGCGCCCCGCCAACCCGCCCCCUACCCCCUACCCCCUACCCCCCAUCCCCCUUAUUUAUUGAUAUCGUCGCGAAGGACGUGUUAGUAUUACGAUGAACGAAUCGAGCGCUCAAUGUACAAAAUGUAAAUAUGAAACGAGUACAUCCUGUCCGCUUUUACGUAAUUGUAAGUUGUUCGUACCGUAGGUACAUUAUGAUACUUAUUCUGUUUAUUGUAAUUAAAUCAUUUUAUAAUAUAAUUAUGUGAUAUUAUA